AGAGAGAGAGAGAGAGAGAGAGAGAGAGAUGGAUGUCCCUCGGACUUCCCCAUCAAAGCACUAUAACAUUCCAAGCUGAUAAAGUUAGUUAAACAACCCCACAACACACACUUUCCCUUUAAUUUUUCCCCCGUUUUUACUCUUUUGCAAGGAUUACAGAACAACUCAUCACUCAUCAUUUCUCAGUCCAAAUCCUAUUUUUUGGUUUCCUUGAUGCUUGGCAUCGGAGGUCGAUUUAAUCAUUAGAGACACUCGCUGGAAGGAUGAAGUAGAUAAUCAAAAAAAGAUAUCCCAGAUAAAGAGUAAGGUGUGGUGUAUGACAUAAUGGAGAAUACCCAGUUUGUGUUCAAUGUUUUUAUCUUGUUCUUGAGAUUUUAAGAUCCUUUUCUGUGGGUAUUUAAGAAGUCUCAUUUCAUAGAUUAAGAGCUUCUAUAUUCUCAUUUCAUACUUGGGUAUUGAAGAGAUGGUUUUACUAUCAUCUUCUGAGAAACCCAUUUAGUGAUUCCAGAGUUUGAGGUAGAUGUUUCGAGGUUCUUUAAAUUCCACUUUUGGUACUUUCCUGGUAACCUAAUUCAGGAUUGAAGAUAAGUGCUCCAUUUGUUUGUAAAUUCUAUGCCACUGGCUAAGUAUGGCCGAUUUUAGAGUUACAAGAGUAGAACAGGGUCAGACCAGGAUCAGAAGCGUGCCCAUUGCUGUAACACCAGAAGGAUUUUGGUGUUGUCCCUCUCCGGUUGUGUUUCAGAAGACCCUUAAAGCUCAAAAUCCUCAGACCAAACCCAGACCUCCCCCUCCUCCACCCAAAGCACCUAUUCAGAAGAAGCAAACCGCCAUGACUGAGAGGAAACUCUCUACUAACCCAUCAAGAAUGAGAUUUGUUCCUGAUGACCAAAGAUCUUUAAUCUCUGAUACCGCUGGUGUUAAUCCAUCUGUGGUUACUGAGAGAGCACCAAAACCCAAUGUUGAGAAUUUGCAGCGGAAGCUGGCAAUUGAGUUUGGAGAACCUGGAACCAGUGAUCUGAAGGUGAUUUUAUCUGGGAAACCGGUCUUUUCUGUGAAGAUGAGUGUUCAUAAAAAUGUACUGGUUGAAAAUAGCACCUUUUUUUCUGAAAAGCUCUCUGAACAACAGUCUCCUUUGCGCUGUCUUGAAAUUGAUGACUGUGAAGAUGUGGAGAUUUAUGUGGAGGUCGUGGGAUUGAUGUAUUGCAAAGAAAUGAAGCAAAGGUUGAUCAAACAAAGCGUUUCACGGGUGCUUCGUAUUCUUAAGGUCGCUGAAGUACUUGGGUUCAAAUCAUGCAUGCAGUCAUGUUUGGAAUACCUGGAAGCAGUCCCUUGGGUGGGGGAAGAAGAAGAAAAGGUGGUCUCCUCAGUCCUACGCCUCCAGAGCAAUAGUAUAGGAGUCACCCCAGUAUUGAAACGGGUGUCUUCUGAUGUCUCCAACCCUCCCAGUGACACACUUCUCCAUAUAAUGGAACUGGUCGUCAAGAGUAAUGAGGAGAGAGGUCGGCGCGAGAUGAAAUCUUUAGUACUGAGGCUCCUGAGGGAGAAUAACAAGCUUUCUGUCAAUGAUGGCUCAGAGGACAUCUGCAAUGAAAACACAUACAAUUUGUGCAGAAACAGUUUGGAUGCACUGUUGCUUUUGUUCAGGCAAGCUGCAGAACCAGGAUUUACUGAUAAAUCUAUGGACAGCAAAGGUCCUGUCGCAAAGCAGAUAGCUUUAGAAGCUGAUAACCUUCUAUGGUUAGUUGAGAUUUUAUCCGACAGAAGAGCAGCGGAUGAGUUUGUGCUGAUGUGGGCCAGCCAGCAAGAGUUGUCUGCACUUCACUCAAGGCUUCCAACAGUGUCUCGCCACCUUGUUAGCUGCAUAACAGCAAGGUUAUUCAUCGGAAUAGGGAGAGGGGAGAUACUUCCAUCAAAGGAUACACGACUGCUAUUGUUACAAACAUGGUUACAGCCAUUGAUUGACGACUACAGCUGGUUACAGCAUGGUUGCAGAUCAUUUGAUCAAAAGAUGGUGGAGGAAGGAAUUGGUCGGACAAUCCUGACAUUGCCACUGGAAGACCAGCAGAGUAUUUUACUUGCAUGGUUGGGUAGUUUCUUGAAGGUGGGUGAUAAUUGCCCAAAUCUUCAUAGAGCCUUUGAGGUCUGGUGGAGGAGAACUUUUAUUAGGCCUUAUGUGGAACAACCGGAAAAUCAGCUCCAACUAGAAAAUCCAUGACUUCCAUGUAGCAAGACAAAUAAGUAUAUAUGAUUGCUAUAGAUAGCUGUAAGAUUCUGCUAAUGUAUGAAGAGUGUGAUUGUGGCAGAUGAAGUGAAAAAGAGGACAAAUGAUAGAAAUAGAGAAAGAAAUUGCAGUCUUUAGUCUUUGCUCUAUGAAGUAAAGGUUGCAGAUCUUUCUGAAGGGAAACCAGUAAGUAAUUCAAGUUGGUUGUUAUUAUGGAAUCUUUCUUUUGGGGGGUAAAAUUAUGGAAUCUAUUGUCAGAAAUGGAUUAUGGGAUUUCUUGUUUCA
Molecule: messenger RNA, 2506 nt
Organism: Macadamia integrifolia
Lineage: Eukaryota; Viridiplantae; Streptophyta; Magnoliopsida; Proteales; Proteaceae
Product: BTB/POZ domain-containing protein At3g50780-like
Exons: 2
Coding region: 629-2215 (528 amino acids)
Molecular function (GO): protein binding
Source: RefSeq, a predicted model, not a curated record